GAACGUCACACACAGGACUGUCAGACCGUCAGACCAGGUCCAGGUUCUCUCCACAGAGCACACAGGUGCCAACACACCGGAGACUCACACUGCUCCACUUUCCGUCUCCUCUGGCAGGAGUUUGUCCUUAAAGGUUGGAUCUCCCUCUGACUGAGUGAUAGUAAAACUUAAACUGCUGGAGUCAGACCCAGAGAGUUCAGACUGAUGCCGAACAGUGGAUCAGUUAAAAACCAGCGAGAUCCAGCCAGGAAUCCAGGAAACAGAUACACAGUGUUUGAGGAUUAUGAUGUUCCAGGCAGCAGGAGGAGGAGGAGGAGGAGGAGGAAGAGGAGCGGGGAGGUGUUGGUCUUUUAACUCUGCCUUCAUCCCACUUUCUCCUCUCUUCACCUCCUCGGGACGGACUCCAGUCAGCGCCUGUGGCUGAGCCCUGCUGAUCGAGGAGCGGCGGCUGUUUCCCAGGAAUCUUCUGGAGCGGGAAGAGGAGCUGCACCUGUCCGACACCCGAGGGACAACUUCUGAAGAGCGAGAGCGAGAGUUGAUCCUGGUGAAGAUGAAACUGGAUGAGUUUCUACCUGUGCUGCUGUGUGCCAUCUGUCUCCUCGUCCUGCCGUCGUCCUCUACCCCCCACCACGACUCAGAUGAUUCGAAGCUUCUCCAUGUGACCAUCCCCACCGCCCCGCCCGUCAAGGCCGUGCUGGGCGGCUCUCUGACGUUACCCUGCCUGGUGUCUCUGGCCCACCCUCCGCCGUCCCCCUCCACCAACGGCCGCCACGCCGUGCUGUCUCUGCCCCGGGUCAAGUGGAGCGUCCUGACUCAGGACCGCGAGACGGAGAUCCUGGUGGCCCGCGGAGACCGGGUGAGGGUCAGCGAGGCCUACAAGGACCGGGCCUCGCUGCUCAACUACGCCUACUCCCCCGCCGACCUCACCCUGCGUCUGGAGAACCUGAGGCAGAACGACACGGGCUUCUACCGCUGCGAGGUGCAGCAGGGCCUGGAGGACGCUGACGACGUGGCUCAGAUCAAGGUCAAAGGGGUGGUGUUUCAUUAUCGUGACGCUUCCAGCCGCUACGCCUUUACCUUCGAGCUGGCCAGAGAGGCCUGCGAGGACAUCGGCGCUGAAAUUGCCACUCCAGAGCAGCUCCUGGCCGCCUACCACAGCGGGUACGAGCAGUGCGACGCGGGCUGGCUCUCAGACCACUCAGUGAGGUAUCCCAUUCAGAUGCCCAGAGAGGGCUGUUUCGGGGACAUGGAUGGACUGCCGGGAGUGAGGAACUACGGACUGUUAGAGCCCGAUGAGCUGUACGACGUCUACUGCUACGUGGAGAAUAUUGAGGGUGAGGUGUUCCAUGGCUCCGCCCCCCAGCGUUUCACCUUCUGGGAGGCCAAAGCCUACUGUCUGAGCCACGGGGCGGAGCUGGCCACCACGGCUCAGCUGUACGCAGCCUGGAACGACGGACUGAACCACUGCAGUCCGGGGUGGCUGGCGGACGGAAGCGUGCGGUACCCCAUCGUCACCCCUAGAGAGCGCUGCGGAGGCGGUGAACCCGGGGUCAGAACCGUCUACCGCUACAGCAACCAGACGGGCUUCCCCGAGGCCCACACUCGCCACGAUGUCUACUGCUUCAGAAGUGAUAACGGACCUUACACUGAGCCUCCUCAGGAUUUUCUCUCCACUGAGCCAGAGGACAUCGGCCAGGACAUUGUUUUCUCAACUCAUCCUGCCCAGGAGGAGCUCAGCCUCAGUGAGGCCACAGAACAGGGGGUUGAAGAGGUGCAACAUGCCCAGACGGUCAGACCUGUAGAACUGGUCCCGUUGUUCACAGGAGACCUUCAUCAGUCCGUCACUCCUCCAUCUGAGCUUCAGCAGCUCUUCUCCACUGAAGACACCUGGGAGCCUGUAGAGAGGGCCAGCUACCCAGAGUCCUACCAACCUGCACCUGAAGAAAACCCAACCACAGAUCAUGAAGAGCAUCGCCUACAUUCAACAGCUUCUCCAGAGGCUGAUGGUGAAGUAACCAAAGGUGAAGACUGGACUUUACCCACAGCUACUCUCUCUGAGACUGUAACUCAGGAUACAGCAGGAGUUCAUGCAACAUCUGGAGCUGGUGCAGAUGAACUGCUCAACAUCUCCUCAGAGGUGCAUCAGGAAGGGGAGCGUCCCGUGUCACCAGAGGACCACACUGCAGAGGUCCAGCUGGAACAUGCCACUGAAACUGAGCUGGUCUACUCGAGCACAUCGUACGAUGUUUCAGGACAGCCAGAGGAGGCCAGCGCCGGUACUGCUGAGGAGGUAUCGGCAGUGACUACGUCAGGUGUUCACUCCACUGCACCACCUGAGCACCAACCGACAGAGGAGGAGGAGUCUGGAGAGGAGAGUGCACACACUCCUCCAGAUGAGGAAAUGCAAGACCCAGUAACUCAGAGUUUGGUGGUCAUUUCUGAACUGGUCACUACGACUGAGUCAAGUUAUGAUCCUACACGAGAGCACUCGGCUGUGACGACCGAGUCCUCCAUCCCAGUCGAGCACGGUGACGAGGAGUACAACAGCACCUCAGAGGAGGCAGCACCAGAUGAUCCAACAGAGCAGAGCGGACACAUCCAUCCUGCAGAAACCCCAACGGCAGAGGUCGUCACGGUCACAGACGACUCAGGCUCCAGUGUGGAUGGUUUUGUUCUAAACAACGAUCCCGUCACUUUGUCCACAUCCCUGGUCUCUGUAACCCUGUCGCCCCCCGCUGUGGAGGUGGAAGCCAGCUCCCCAGAGAUAAUCACCUUCAUACCUGACAGCAAUGCUUCAUCUGGGGCCGAACCUCUGGAGGACAUCCAGGAGAAAAAUGAGCAGGAGGGAUUAGGAGAAAGCCCCGAGGUAUUUCUCACCACGACGCAGAAUAUCACAGACGGCGUCCCAGAGAGCGGAGGACACGACGCCAGAGAGGGAUCAGGUGAAUCAUCGGGAGAAAUCCCAGAGAUGAAACCAGAACUCCUGCUGACGAACCCGACCGUCUCAACAGACCACGCCUCCGAGGGAACCGACGGUGAGGCUGGCACCGGCGCACCUCCUCCAUCAGAUGUAAAAAUCACACUGAUCCCUGACCUGACCCUCACGCCAGCCUGGGAACCGGAGCCGUCCUCCCCCACCCCGCAGGAGUCUCGCUCUGACCGAGAAUACAGCGCCGAGCCUCCCGUCGCUGAGCGAUCCGACGAUGUCUCUACAGAACAGGUGGUGGAGAUCACCACCAGCAGCAGCUUUAAUGGUGAGAACUAUUUUAGGCAUCAACAUUUCCCCUGUGGGGAUGAAAGCUGUCUCUUAAAAGACAUGGAUCAGAGGCAGGCGAGGGGGGCGACCGGCACCGACGAGCCCCAAGUUAAAAUAUGCACAUGGCGCCCGGACGUGAAGGAGACGUCCAGUCCAACAGUCACCACAGACCUUCAUGAUGUGACCGUCUCUGCUUCCACCGUGAACCCAGACGAGGAGGAGGAGGAGGAGGAGGAGGAGGAGCACACGGCCAUGGCGGCCUCGCUGCCUGCUGCCAAAGUUUCUGCUGCAAGACAAACAGACAUGUCAGACUCCUGCCUGGAGAACCCUUGUUUAAAUGGAGGCACUUGUGUCGAGGGUGAAUCAGCGAGGUGCUUCUGUCUGUCCGGUUAUGGAGGAGAUUUCUGCCAGACAGACCUGGAGGUGUGUGAGCCGGGCUGGGAGAAGUUUCAGGGCUUCUGUUAUCGUCACUUUACCAAGAGGCAGAGCUGGGAGGCGGCUGAGCAGCACUGUCGGAUGUGUGGUGGACACCUCAUUUCUGUCAUGACCCCCGAGGAGCAGGACUACAUCAACGACAAAUACAGAGAAUAUCAGUGGAUCGGACUGAAUGACAGAACCAUUGAGGGAGACUUCCGCUGGUCGGACGGGAACCCUCUGCUCUAUGAGAACUGGUACCGAGGCCAGCCUGACAGCUACUUCCUGUCCGGCGAGGACUGCGCAGUGAUGGUGUGGCACGACGGCGGCCACUGGAGCGACGUACCGUGCAACUACCACCUGUCCUACACCUGCAAGAAGGGUGUCUCCUCCUGUGGCGAGCCCCCUCAGGUUCCCUACGCUAAAGUGUUUGGGAAGAAGCGUUUGCGUUAUGAGACCAACACCAAGGUGCGGUACUACUGUGAGGAGGGGUUCGUUCAGAAACUGAAUCCUGUGAUCAAGUGCCUGCCCAGGUGGCCAAUGGGAGGAGCCUCUGAUCACCUGCAUGUCAGCCCAUUCAGUGGAGGAAGACUCAGUGACUUUACCUCCUCAUCAGCACGAGGAGGUGGUGGAGGCCAUGGAGGUCCUGGGUACAGCCACGGAGAAAGCAACGCCGCUAUUCUGGGACAUUAAGUGGAACGUGUAAAGCCAUCCUGCCUUUUAAAAAAAUAUUCCUCUUCCUGUUGUCCCACUCGUCUUGUGUCUCAGUAGACAUUCCCGCCCAGUUUCUGCAUUAAAAGUAAUCUUUCAUAGUGAAGAAAUCUCAAGGCCGUUAAUGCUACAAUCUGGAAAACUGCUGUAAUCCAAAUAUAUGCUGGAAAAACUGAAGCAUGUCUAAAAAGUCCUGUAGAUUCAGAUGGCUCUGUUGAUUGGAACAAAAUGCUGCUGCUUCCUGGAAAAAAAUGACAUCCAGUGUUAUGAGAAGAUAAGAGAGGAUCCUGCACACUACUCACAACCGUAGAUCAAACAUCUUUAUUUUUGGAUCGAAAGGUUUGUGCAGUUUGCAAGAUACUUUCUCAUCAUCUGACUCUCAUGCAAGAAGGAUUUUUAUAUGAAACAAUCAUAAAACACCUGGUCCCAGUCAGGGAAAAGCACAUUUACCCCAAGUUCUCCAUCUCUGUAGACCCAGUUAUCAGCACACAAAAUACAAAUAUGUUGAUAUAUCUCUGAGACAUUUCCGAUCAUGCUUAAAGUGCGAGUAAUUAGUUCCUUUUACCUUAAAUAAACCAAAUUAAAUGUAGGCUAUCAUGUAAACCCAGCACCAAGUAGGAGGUAGGAGGGACUUUGUCUCAAACUGCUUUAGUUUUGGGGUUUAAGGGAUCUGGAAAUAUUUAAAUACAAAUUCUAUUCUAUUCUGUUAAAGUUCUGUCCUUUACAGCGAACGUACUCAUGAGGAAAAUGACUGCUGUAGUGUUCUUUACUUUCUUAAUCAACAGCCAUUUUGUAACUAAACGUAACAGCUGUGGAAUUAAAAUCAGCCCUUUCAGCGACAAUGUUGAAUUCAUGAAUUUGACUGCUGGUGCCGUGUUUUAACAUUUCAUUAACAGACUGCUGUCGGUGAGUUUUGCCUGUGAGUUCUUGAUAAAGUGUGAAUUAAUUCUCAGCAUCAGCUGGUCUGACAUUCACUGAAGCCUGUCCUGCUUACAACCUGGAAGAUUCUUUGUUUUUUAAUUUUGUGGGGUUUUGUAUCAGUGCUUAAGAACAGUAGCUGUCAGUCAGCCUUCAUGUCCCACAGUCUGCACUCUUGGAAAACAUGUGUGUGUGUGUGUGCAUUUGCUUGCAUAUCAACCCUUAGAAAACACACAUUUUUAUACUUUCCGAGCACAGAACUAGGAAACCUGAUCGAGCCUCCCGUCUGAAAGACUCUUUAAUUAAACACCUGACAUUAAUCAGGGCAGUUAGACUGAAGCUCAGCCAUGUCCUGAUGCUGUCGUCCUGCAGUCUGACUGUGUGUUUCAGGCUUGAACAUGAGCAGAUCCUGUGCUGGAGAUUGAGAUAUUGUCCAGUGUUGAAGAGAAAAUAGGGACACUCCUCAGCUGUGCUGCUUUUAUCUUUCUUCAGAUGAUACCAAGGAGAAAAUGAAUGAUUGGUUCAGACAGAGCUGAACCACCUGCACAUGUGCACACACACUAUCUUUUUAAAGAGUGCAGAUCACUGACUCUUCUCGUCCUCUGGUGCUUUUUAUUCAGGUGUCUCUUAGACUUUGUGCUAUGGUUUGCUUAUUUGAACUGUACUGUAUCUGUAUUUGGUCAGACUUGUAUUAUUAGCAAACAGCCUCCUAAUCAGAGCGUUUAAUUUGAGAUGUAAGUAGAUUACUGACCUCAAAGUGACGGCUGUUCCUCUGCGAUCAGUGAGGACAAACAAAUAUUUUGAUUAAUGCAACAUGAGCUCAUCCACUGUACCUUUUUCUAGUUUUAAAAUGAGUGCUGUAAUAGACUGUGUGACAGUAACAAAGCAGGUGAUGUUAAUCGUUGAUCUAAUGGACACAGACUACAUAAAUGUACAUGUAGAAAUAAUAUAGAUAAAAUGAUUCCAAUGAAAAAAAAAGAGAAAUAAACUGUAAUUUUGUAAUGUAGUCUGAAUUUUUGCUCUUGUUACAUGUUGUUUUUGACUUAACUGUAUAAAAAUUAACAAAUUAAAAAUAGUAUGGUUGUAAGAAUGUAUUUGUAAUAUAUAAUAUGAUCAUGUGACUCUUAAUUAGCAGAGUCUUAACUUUGUCGUUUCUUUUGUUAUUUUAGGGAGAAUUUGAAGUAGAUAAAUAUAGAUAUGACUGAUUAUUCAUGACCUUUUUGCUCAAAAUCAUUUACUGGCCUAUCUGAGGAACUCAUUAGUUUAAAACCUACAAGCUGCAGAGCUGCAGCCUUCACAGCUGUUUGCAUUUGUUAUCAUUUGACUUCCAGGUUACGGCUGCGUUUUGAUUUUUACAGCCCCUGAUUGGAGGCAUAAUAAAAUCCCAGUUCAGAA
Lates calcarifer (barramundi perch) is the source of this 6694-nucleotide messenger RNA. It is a transcript of the gene bcan, whose product is annotated as brevican. Lineage: Eukaryota; Metazoa; Chordata; Actinopteri; Centropomidae. Gene Ontology annotation, molecular function: hyaluronic acid binding. The record is from RefSeq and is a predicted model, not a curated record. Gene Ontology annotation, biological process: cell adhesion.